GCGGAGCCGCCGCUCCUCUUCCGGCAGCGAUGGCGGCGGCGGGGCUGGCGGGGCUGGGCCCCGGCGAGGCCGCGGCGGCCGCUCAGGCGCUGGCGCUGCCCGCGGAGUCCUUCGGCAACGACCCCCGCGUGGAGCUGGCCUGGGCCAUGAAGGCUCAUCAGCACGCCCAGGUCUACUUCAACCUCAUCUCCUCCGUGGACCCCAAAUUCCUGAGCCUCACCAAGGUGGACGACCGGAUCUACGAGGAAUUCCGCAAAACCUUCCGGGACCUGCGCGUCGAUGUCCUGGACCCCGAGGAGCUGAAAUCGGAGCCGGCCAAGGCGAAGUGGCGCCCGUUCUGCCUCCGUUUCGAGGGCGUGGUGGAGGAUUUCAACUACGGGACGCUGCUCCGGCUGGAUUCCCGGCGGGAAUACACGGAGGAAAACACCAUCUUCGCCACCAGAAUCCAGUUUUUCGCCAUCGAGAUCGCCCGGAACAGGGAAGGCUGGAAUGACGAGGUUUACAGCAGCGCCAGGGAGCCGGCGGCUUCGGAGGGAAAAUCGGGAUGAGGAUUGGGAAGCUGGGCCGGGAUGAGGCGGGCAGGAGCCCCCAGGCUCGAUUCGAGGGGAGCAGGAGCCCCCAGCCCCGCUCCGGGAUCGUUCCCAGGCUGGGAAGGCUCUGGAAGGACGGAGGGGCUGGAGCUGCUCCCGCUCCUCCAGCUCCGACUGUAAAUAAAUGUUUGGAAAUCCCAA
Messenger RNA from Corvus hawaiiensis (hawaiian crow), 731 nucleotides. RefSeq names its product polysaccharide biosynthesis domain containing 1 (gene PBDC1). Lineage: Eukaryota; Metazoa; Chordata; Aves; Passeriformes; Corvidae. The transcript has 6 exons. The coding region runs from base 30 to 548 and encodes 172 amino acids. The record is from RefSeq and is a predicted model, not a curated record. Gene Ontology annotation, cellular component: cytoplasm.